Paramecium sonneborni is the source of this 495-nucleotide messenger RNA. NCBI's taxonomy places the organism in Eukaryota, Ciliophora, Oligohymenophorea, Peniculida, Parameciidae. The record is from the annotation of a GenBank genome assembly.
AUGAAUAAUAUUAAAUAAAUAAUAGAAGCAAUUAAAAAAUGUAAAGAUUCUUUAAUAUUAAAAGAAGACAUCUAAAAGUUAAAUGAAUAUAAACCUUCUCCUGAAUAGGAGUGCGGCUGUUAGAAAAUGAAAUUAAUACAUUUGGCAGCUUCUUAAUCUAAAGUUGAAAGUUUACAAUAUUUUGUUGAAAAUUUUUAAAAUUUAGAAAUCACAGACUCUGUAUUUAUAAAAAUUAAUUGAAAUUAGAUAGGAAGAACUCCAUUACAUUAUGCGAUUAACUAUGGAUUAAUAGAUAAUGCUAAAUUAUUGAUAUAAAAAGGAGCAAACAUAGAAGCUUAAACUUUAGGAGGUGAUACUCCUUUGAUAAAAUCUGCAUUAUUAAAAAGAAAAGAAUGCUAUUAAUAUUUAAUAAGUAAAGGGGCAAAUAAAUAACAUCAAAAUUUAAUUGGUCAAAGUGCUGAAUAAAUAUAAUAGUAUAAUUGAAUAACUAAUGAG